AGCUCUUACGGGUAAAAUUCAGGUACCCACCCGUCACCACUACGGCACUACCCCUUCAGCCCCAGAUUUCUCCAAGCCUCCGGGACGAGGCGCAUCCGUCCAUGGGGGCCAAGGCGGCACACCGGCGUGGGGUGCUGGACCUGGAGGCGCAGUUCGCCUUCUUCCGGUCGCAGCACCGGCACCCCGUGAACGCGGCGGCGCACGUGCUGCUCACCUGGCCCAUCCUCUUCACCAACCUCUUGAUCCUCCACUUCCUGCCGCUGCCGCUGCCCGUCUCCCCCGCGCUGGCCCUCGCGCUCGCAUACGCCGCCGCCUACCUCGCUGUCGACCGCAGAGCCGGCGCAGUCGCGGGGCUGCUCUUCCUCGCCGCAUGGGCCGCCAGCCGCGCCCUCGCGGCCCGCCUCGGCUUCGCUCUCUCCUGGAAGCUUGUCCUCGUCACGCAGCUCUUCUGCUGGACCUGGCAGUUCCUCGGCCACGGCCUCUUCGAGAAGAAGGGGCCGAGUGUUAGUGAUCUUCCUGAGGUGUUCUUGAUGGAGCCGUUCCUCAUCUUCCUGCAGGUAACCACAGGCACAGCUGACAAACAUAUACUGAACAAACUGUUCGGCUAUGAGCCGUAUCCUGGGUUCUGCAAGAACGUGGACAGGAAGAUCGAAGCCGAUCUCAGGGCGAGCGAGAGCUCAAGCAGAGGAAGGACAACCUGAUUGAUUGGGAAUUCGGGAGUGAUCCUCCGGAGCGGUGCGCGAAAUUGUACCAUCUAUACAUGUAGCAUAUUGCCUGCCAUUUGUGUUGUUUUAUUCAGGUAUAUGAUAUCUGCGCACCAUUAUAUAGUGUAGUAAACAUCAGUCAUGUGUGUUGAAGUCAGCUUGAAUCCCGGGAGGAAGGUAGAGAGCGGUAAUAAUCUCCUCGUUUAGAGCAACUCCAAUAGUUAUGUAAAUUUUAGCUCUCUAAAUCACAGAUUUAAGAAGUUGUUAAAC
Messenger RNA from Zea mays, 974 nucleotides. Lineage: Eukaryota; Viridiplantae; Streptophyta; Magnoliopsida; Poales; Poaceae. The record is from RefSeq and is a predicted model, not a curated record.